This is a messenger RNA of Zeugodacus cucurbitae (melon fly), 1398 nucleotides long. Its product is annotated as chitinase-like protein Idgf4. Lineage: Eukaryota; Metazoa; Arthropoda; Insecta; Diptera; Tephritidae. Gene Ontology annotation, cellular component: extracellular region. Gene Ontology annotation, biological process: chitin catabolic process; carbohydrate metabolic process. The record is from RefSeq and is a predicted model, not a curated record. The transcript has 3 exons. Gene Ontology annotation, molecular function: chitin binding. The coding region runs from base 60 to 1358 and encodes 432 amino acids.
AUUUCAGUUUAAAUUUUAAAUUCGAACCGUGCAGUACAUUUUGAUUUUAUAAAAUUAAAAUGUUAAAAUAUAUAUUACUACUAGUAACUCUGGUGAUUGGGACAACACAAGCAGCCAGAAUGGUUUGUUAUUAUGACUCAGCCAGUCAAUUUAGAGAAGGUGCAGGAAAAUUAUCGCUGCAAGAUCUGGAACCGGCUCUGCAAUUUUGUAGUCAUCUCGUUUACGGUUAUACGGCAAUCGAUCCGGAAAGUUUCCAAUUGAAGCCCUUAAACAAACAAUUGGAUAUUACACUCAACAAUUACCCUAAUAUUACCGCCUUACGUCGCAAUCAUCCACAACUUAUGAUUCUGCUCUCUGUUGGUGGAGAUCGUGAUUUGGGUGAGGAAUUACCGAGCAGUUCUUACCUCAAUGUGCUGGAGAAUCAGGCACAUCGAAAUGCAUUUAUCAACAGCGCUGUAGCUCUCUUGAAAGCUUACGAUUUUGAUGGUUUAGACUUGGCAUGGCAGUUUCCAAAAAAUCCUCCCGUAAUAGUUGAGAAUAAAUUGAAAAGGUUUUGGAGGGGCUUCAAAGGUUGGUUUACUUCUUCAAAAGCCGUUGAUGAAAACGCUGCGGAGCACAAGGAACAAUUCACGACACUGGUGAGAGAAUUGAAAGAUGCUUUUCACUCGGAUGGACUAAUGUUGACCUUAACAAUGCUCCCGCACGUUGAUGCUAAUCUUUUCAUUGAUGUCCCCUCUACUAUAAACAAUUUGAAUUUCGUCAAUCUUGGUAGCUAUGACUUCCAAACACCAGAGCGCGAUCCCAAAAUUGCUGAUCAUAGUGCGCCCAUAUACGCAAUGUCAGACCGCGACCCCACCCACAACAUUGACUACCACGUACAGCUUUGGCUCAAUAAUUCAGCACCGAGUAAUAAAUUAAAUAUUGGAGUACCAGCUUAUGGGCUUUCUUGGAUUAUGUCAGUUGACUCGGGUAUUACCGGUUUCCCGCCGAUAGAAAGAACUCUCGGAAAAGGUACCGCCGGCAAACAGAUUCGCAUACCCGGCUUAAUGAGUUGGCCGGAAAUUUGCGAAAAACUACAAGCUAACAAAGAAUUGAGCGGCGAAGAAGCGCGUCUACGCAAAGUUGGCGAUCCAAUAAAACGCUUUGGCAGCUAUGCUUAUCGCUCAGCCGACGAUGAAGGACUUAAUGGUCUAUGGGUGAGUUAUGAGGAGCCAGACACUGCUGCAAAUAAGGCAAGUCAUGCGGUCGCAAAGAAUUUGGGUGGUGUUGCCCUGUUCGAUUUAUCGCUGGAUGAUUUCCGUGGCCAAUGUGAUGGGGAGAAGUACCCAAUACUCCGAAGCAUUAAAUACAAAUUGUAAAACCAGUUCUUUGUUAAUAAAUUAGUAUCAAAAAAUUUAA